AUGGCCGAUGAACUACCUCCCACCCUCCAGAACGUCCUUGAUCAGCACUCUCUCAAGUGGAUCUUUUGCGGCACGUGGCAAGGGAGGCGGAAGACCACCACGUCCUGCGCGCUUGCCAUCCAGCUCGCCCAGUGUCGCGAGUCUGUUCUCCUGAUCUCCACGGACCCCGCACACAAUCUGUCAGAUGCAUUCGGUCAGAAGUUCUCCAAAGAUGCAACCAAGGUCAACGGCUUUGACAACCUAUCUGCCAUGGAGAUCGACCCGACGAGCGCGAUCCAGGAGAUGGUCGAGCAGUCCGACUCGAAUGGGAUGAUGGGCUCGAUGAUGCAGGACCUUGCAUUUGCCAUCCCCGGUGUAGACGAAGCCAUGAGCUUCGCUGAGAUCAUGAAACACGUCAAGUCGAUGGAGUAUUCUGUUAUCGUCUUUGAUACCGCACCUACUGGCCACACCCUUCGCUUCCUCUCCUUCCCUACAGUCCUCGAAAAGGCGCUCGGCAAACUCAGCACGCUGAGUGGGCAGUUUGGUCCAAUGAUCAGACAAAUGUCCAGCAUGAUGGGCGGACAGCAAGAUUCACAAGAAGACAUGUUUGCCAAGCUAGAGUCGAUGCGCGCGGUCAUUAACGAAGUGAACACGCAAUUCAAGGAUCCUGAAAAGACGACUUUUGUUUGCGUGUGCAUCUCCGAGUUCCUGUCUCUUUACGAGACCGAACGGCUCGUCCAAGAGUUGACCGCGUACGAGAUCGACACGCAUAACAUCGUCGUCAACCAGUUGCUCUUCCCGAAGGCUUCUGCAAAUUGUGAGCACUGUACUGUGCGCCAGAAAAUGCAACAGAAAUACCUUGGCGAAGCCCAUGAGCUCUAUGACGAAUUCUUCCAUAUCAUCCAACUGCCCCUUCUUACCGAGGAGGUUCGUGGGCCCCAGAAGCUCAAGGAGUUUAGCAAGAUGCUUGUGGAACCAUAUGUGCCUAACUCGGAUUAA
Messenger RNA from Coniophora puteana RWD-64-598 SS2, 978 nucleotides. Its product is annotated as anion-transporting ATPase. Lineage: Eukaryota; Fungi; Basidiomycota; Agaricomycetes; Boletales; Coniophoraceae. Gene Ontology annotation, cellular component: GET complex. Gene Ontology annotation, biological process: post-translational protein targeting to endoplasmic reticulum membrane. Bases 1 to 978 code for a protein of 325 amino acids. The record is from RefSeq and is a predicted model, not a curated record. The transcript has 9 exons. Gene Ontology annotation, molecular function: ATP binding; ATP hydrolysis activity.